AUGACUGCCGGAGUGAAAGAUUCUGACAUAGCCGAUGGUCAGAAUCCCAGCAAGAAUGCUUUUCCAGAAUCCAUCCCUGAGGAGCAUAAGGGCAUGAAUCGUUGGAUGUUUACGUUUGAUUUAAUUGCAGACACUAUUACACUAUUAUACCUAAUGCAAAUCUCUCUUUCAGUCGUAGCAAGUCUAAUCAUCCUACAUUUGUCUGGGGCAACCAAAAAAGGAACAGAAAAGCAGACUACUGCCGAAGGACAGAAACCAGUGCAGUGUGGAACUUGGACAAAAUAUGCGGAAGGAGGCAUCUUCACUUCUCCCAAUUAUCCCAACAAGUAUCCUCCUGACAGAGAGUGUGUCUACAUUAUAGAAGCUGCCCCUAGACAAUGCAUUGAACUACACUUUGAUGAAAAAUAUUCCAUAGAGCCUUCUUGGGAAUGUAAAUUUGACCACAUUGAAGUACGAGAUGGACCUUUUGGCUUUUCUCCAAUCAUUGGACGUUUCUGUGGACAGCAAAAUCCACCUAUGAUAAAAUCCAGUGGCAGAUUUCUGUGGAUUAAAUUUUUUGCUGAUGGUGAGCUGGAAUCUAUGGGGUUUUCUGCUCGAUAUAACUUUACACCUGAUCCAGAUUUUAAGGACCUUGGAGUUUUGAAACCAUUGCCAGUUUGUGAGUUUGAAAUGGGAGGACCUGAAGGAAUUGUGGAAUCUGUUCAAAUUGUCAAAGAAGGAAAAGCUUCUGAAACUGAAGCAGUAGACUGUAAAUGGUACAUCCGAGCACCACCCCGAUCCAAGAUAUAUUUGCGAUUCUUGGACUAUGAGAUGCAGAAUUCCAAUGAAUGCAAAAGAAAUUUUGUAGCUGUCUAUGAUGGAAGUAGCUCUGUGGAGGAUUUAAAAGCAAAGUUUUGCAGCACUGUUGCAAAUGAUGUAAUGCUGCGGACAGGUCUUGGAGUAAUCCGUAUGUGGGCAGAUGAAGGCAGUCGAAGCAGCCGAUUCCAGAUGCUCUUCACAUCUUUCCAAGAACCCCCUUGUGAAGCCAACACUUUCUUUUGCCACAGUAAUAUGUGUAUUAAUAAUACAUUGGUCUGCAAUGGACUCCAGAACUGCGUGUAUCCUUGGGAUGAAAACCACUGCAAAGAAAAAAGAAAAGCUAACCUAUUGGACCAACUCACCAAUACCAGUGGGACUAUAAUUGGGGUGACCUCUUGCAUUGUCAUCAUCCUCAUUGUUAUCUCUGUGAUAGUACAGAUCAAGCAGCCUCGUAAAAAAUUUGUCCAAAGGAAAACAGACUUUGAUCAAACAGUGUUCCAGGAGGUGUUUGAGCCUCCUCAUUAUGAGUUAUGCACCCUCAGAGGGACAGGGACUACAGCUGACCUUGCUGAUGUUGCAGAUGACUUUGAAAAUUAUCAUAAACUGCGGAGAUCAUCUUCAAAAUGCAUUCAUGACCAUCACUGUGGAUCACAACUGUCUAGCACUAAGGGCAGCCGUAGUAACCUCAGCACAAGAGAUGCUUCUGUCUUGACAGAAAUACAACCCCAGCCUGUAAAACCCCUCAUUCAGCCCGUGAACAGGAGAAAUAUCCUUGUCAUGAAGCAUAGCUACUCACAAGAUGCCGCAGAUGCGUGUGAGAUAGAUGAAAUUGAAGAGGUACCAACCACAAGCCACAGGCUGUCAAGACAUGAUAAAGCUGUUCAGCGGUUCUGCCUCAUUGGGUCUCUAAGCAAACAUGAGUCUGAGUACAACACAACUAGGGUCUAAGAGACAAACCUGAGAGUUCUUGAGAAUAGUGCGCACCUGGGUGAUUUUGAACAUGCUACAAUGAAAUGUGAAACUAUGGACCUUGGAAACACCAGCUAGAGGUUUUAUGGACUCUGACCAGCUAUUCUCAUAUCAUGACAAAAUUCAGCAAACAGUGUUGAGUAAAAUCACUAGAUGGCAAUAAGACUUUCAUCAUUAUGCUUAUCAAUCCUUUCUCUUUUUCUAUUUCUCUCUUCUUUUCAUUGCAAGUAAAAUUCCCAAUUUCAGGAACAAUUUAUUAAAAUCAGGUAUUUAGCAGCUCAUAAUCACUUCAGUAGAAAUGUUUGUUGGAUAAGCAUCUAGCAAUAUGGCUGAAUUUGACAUUGAGAAAAUAACCUGCAUGUAUGUUACUGAAUAUUUGAGUUGGCAAAAAUCUCUUUAUUAGACACAUUGUAAAAAGCAUGCAUUCACAACUGUUGCUGUUACUGUUCCAUUUCUGUGUCAUAUGCUUGCUACUUGUAACUUUU
Messenger RNA from Phasianus colchicus (ring-necked pheasant), 2252 nucleotides. Lineage: Eukaryota; Metazoa; Chordata; Aves; Galliformes; Phasianidae. The record is from RefSeq and is a predicted model, not a curated record.